This is a messenger RNA of Puccinia graminis f. sp. tritici CRL 75-36-700-3, 867 nucleotides long. RefSeq lists its product as uncharacterized. Lineage: Eukaryota; Fungi; Basidiomycota; Pucciniomycetes; Pucciniales; Pucciniaceae. The record is from RefSeq and is a predicted model, not a curated record. Bases 1 to 867 code for a protein of 288 amino acids. The transcript has 2 exons.
AUGAAGUCACAGGCUUAUCCCGAAAGCUUGAAUGUCGCUGCAAGUACUUCUGGAUCACAGAACCUACCUCUAGACAUUCGCGAAGUUGUCUAUAAUUUCAUCGCAACCAUAAACAGCUCUGCAUCUCCUAUAAAUAUUGACGCGCAGGCUGAAAGGAUCCUACAAGCCAGCGGGAUGUGCGAUGAUCCUAUCAACUUCCAAGAAGUCGAAAGAGUGUUGCAAGAUCUCACUCCUGAAGAUCGGCUGGCCUUCGAACGCCUGUUCACGAACAUGCGCGAAGCAUACUUGGAGCUUGCUAACAAUCCAGACCGAGACUGCUUCAGCGAAGCAGAGUACGCGAGAUAUUUCGGUGAUUUGGAGCAAGUUGACCUUGUAUUGGAGGGUCCGAAUAUGGAAAAAUCAGAUGUCGAGAUCGUCGAACACUUAUUGGACCAAGGUUUUUCCAUCAUGUCAGUCAUGGAAAAGAGUCGCCAGCGCUCUUUUGGAGAGCGGAAUAUCCAAGCAUUACUGGAAAACGUAACUCCCGACGCUCUGGCAACAAACGACCGUGACGAUGAAAACCCCCAAUGCCUGAUUUGCCGCGAGGACUUUCUUGAAAGCAACUUGGUGGUUGUUCAGUUGCCAUGUCAUUCGACACAUCAAUUCCACCGUGUCUGCAUCAAUUUACAGAACAGAGUCGCCGGCGCCCGAUUCGGAAAGCGGGAUAUGCAGGAAUCGGUGGCAAACGUAACCCCCGCUGUUUUAACAUCAAAUGACCUUGACGGCGGAAACUCCCAAUGCCAGAUUCGCCGCGGAACCUUCGUUGAAAGCAACUUGGUCUCUGUUCAGUUUCCUUUUCAUUCCACGCAUCAAUUCCAUUGUCUCUGA